UAGCAGCUGUGCGACGCUGAGGCAGCGAUGGCGGCGGCGCGGCGUGCGGGGUCUGAGCACGGGGCUUUGGAGAGCGCAGGCAGCGCGGCUCGGCGCCCGCAGCGGAAACGGUUAUGGAGGCCCACAGCAAUGCACGGCCUUCUGGGGAGCGUCCAGCAGGGACGAGGAUUUGCAUUUCGGAGAAAACAGAAGAUUGAAAGGAAAUACAGGAAAUUAUUGAAGAAGGAGCAGAAGAUCUGUUCACCACGGGCUGAUCAAUUCACAGAUACUUAUCCAGAGCAUCUGAAGCAUCUUUACCUAGCGGAGGAGGAGAGGCUGAAGAAGCAGCACAAGUCUCCAAAUGAUUCAGUUCUAUCAGAAGAAAAGCUUAAUAAAGCAGUAGAACCAGUCACAACUGAAGGAAAGUUUAAGAAAAAAACAUCCAAUCAGAAGGCAAAAGAAGAGUAUGAAAAAAUACAGGCUGAGCGUGCUAAGAAAAGAGAGGAAGCAGAAAAAAGAAAACAACAAAGAGAAGCAGCUCAGAGGUUGUACAAGCAAAAGAAAAUGGAAGCUUAUAAAAUACUGAGUAGGAAGACCAAGAAAGGACAGCCAAAUCUAAAUGCACAAAUGGAGUUUCUUCUUCAGAAAAUACAACAAAAGACAUAAACCUCUGCAUAAACCACCAUUACAGGUUUUGAGUUACAUGUGGACAUUUUAUUAAAUGACUUUUAAUAAAUAAUCUCUUUUUGCUUCUUCAUGACUUUUUGCCACUGGCACGAUUUAUCUCAGUCCAAUUGUGGAAGGUAUUCGCCCUGAAUAUCUUAGGAAUAUUCUGUUCCUGAGAGUCAGUGAGACCUGGUACUUUGAAAAUAAAUGGCCCAUGUUAAUAAAAUUCUAUUUGUGUAAUGUCCUGAAUUCCAUAUCAUUAGAUCUUGGAACUGUCUGAACACGAAUUUAUGUUUGUUUUAUAGCUCCUAACUCUUCCAGCUGCUGUAACUACUACAGUCAUGCUUACUGGAGAGGAGCAAAAUGAGUGGAGUAAAAUGCGACAUGGUUGAUAAUCUCAUGAACUGCCAAGGAGAGGAGUAUUCUCUGGGAUAGGAUUUGGCACAUGAAAACAACAAAAAUUAUACUUGGUUGGCUAUUAUUCCCCUUAAAACUUUGCAAAAGUUAAAAAAUGUUUUAAAAUUGAAGAUAUAGUAUGUUUCAAUCAUCUUCAUCACAAAAUAUGUAUGAUUGUAAACAAAGUGUGGCUUCUUAAAUGAGAUGGAUUGAGUGGAUUGGUUGAAGUUUUGUUUUGCUAAAUAUGUCCUUCUUUUUCUGUGGAAUUUUUCUUUAUUCUGUGGAAUAUAUAUAGAAAAAUAAUUCUAAAGAA
Tympanuchus pallidicinctus (lesser prairie-chicken) is the source of this 1354-nucleotide messenger RNA. It is a transcript of the gene CCDC59, whose product is annotated as coiled-coil domain containing 59. NCBI's taxonomy places the organism in Eukaryota, Metazoa, Chordata, Aves, Galliformes, Phasianidae. The record is from RefSeq and is a predicted model, not a curated record. Gene Ontology annotation, cellular component: nucleus. The transcript has 4 exons. Bases 28 to 645 code for a protein of 205 amino acids.